AUAGUAGUUGUAGUUUUUUUUUCCUAAAGCCACGAUGACCGAUUAGCCUCUGGCUGAUAACCUUUUGCAGUUGCAUAAAUUUUUCCUUAUAAAUACGCACGGCUCCCCGGACUGUGGUCAGUCAGUUGUGAUGAAGUUAAUUGUAGUGGCAGUGCUGUUCGUAUUAGCUGUGACGCCUGGGGAGGGCCUAGACAAUGGCCUGGCGCGUACACCUCCCAUGGGUUGGCUAAACUGGGAGCGCUUCCGUUGCAUCACAGACUGUGCCAACUUUCCCGAUGAGUGUGUCAGUGAGAAACUCUUCAAACGUACGGCGGACCGUCUGGUGGAGGAUGGCUACCUGGCCCUUGGAUAUGAGUACGUGAUCGUGGAUGACUGUUGGAUGGAAAUGGAACGAGAUGAGGAAGGACGUUUAGUGGCAGACCGUGAACGUUUCCCAAAUGGGAUAAAAGCUCUUGCAGACUAUAUUCACGAAAGGGGAUUAAAAUUUGGAAUUUACGAGGACUAUGGGACGAAGACGUGCGCCGGAUAUCCGGGUAUUCUGAAUUAUAUGGAAAUUGAUGCACAAACUUUUGCCGAUUGGGGUGUGGACUAUGUGAAGCUCGAUGGGUGCUAUGCGUCAGUUGAGGAUAUGGAUUCGGGGUAUCCUGCCUUUGGGAGGUUACUCAAUGAAACAGGACGUCCCAUGGUUUAUUCAUGCAGCUGGCCAGUUUACCAGGAAGUCAAUGGGAUUAUUCCUGACUACGACGCUUUGAGAAGAACCUGUAAUCUUUGGAGAAAUUGGGGCGACAUUGACGACUCAUGGGAGUCUGUAAGAUCAAUAACAAAGUACUUUGCAGACAAUCAAGAUCGUAUUCAGCACGUUGCUGGUCCAGGACACUGGAAUGACCCAGAUAUGCUCAUCAUAGGAAACUACGGGCUGAGUGUUGAUCAGAGCAAGGCACAAAUGGCAAUUUGGGCCAUUCUCGCGGCACCUCUUCUCAUGUCCAAUGACCUGGAUAGAAUUAGACCAGAAUUCCGUGAAAUUCUCCAAAACCGCGACAUUAUUGCGGUGAAUCAGGACCCACUUGGUCUCCAAGGCAGACGCAUUCGGUACACCAACAAGAUUGAGGUGUGGGUGAGGCCCGUUUUGCCAACAUGGGGAAUUAAUUACUCAUAUGCUGUGGCUUUUGUUAGCCACAGAACAGAUGGGGCACCCUAUACGCUAAGUUUGGACAUUAAAAGUCUCGGACUAAAGAGCACAAUGCGCUAUGCAGUUUAUGAUUUGUUCGAGAAAAGUACGCGCUUUAUCGUGGGUAGAUCGUCAAAAUCACCAAAGCUUCAGAUCCGCGUUAAUCCAUCGGGAGUUGUCUUUUACAAAUUCGAAGCACUAGACCCAAAUGCGAGGUUUCGCUAAAAUAUAGACCCUCCGUGGCUUAGGGAGUUAUUGUUAAUUAUCAUUUGUUAAUGCGAUGAAAAUUAUGAAUAAUAAAUGGUGGCUUGUACAGUA
Messenger RNA from Lutzomyia longipalpis, 1486 nucleotides. Its product is annotated as alpha-N-acetylgalactosaminidase-like. The transcript is spliced from 6 exons. Lineage: Eukaryota; Metazoa; Arthropoda; Insecta; Diptera; Psychodidae. The record is from RefSeq and is a predicted model, not a curated record. Bases 131 to 1393 code for a protein of 420 amino acids. Gene Ontology annotation, molecular function: alpha-galactosidase activity. Gene Ontology annotation, cellular component: cytoplasm. Gene Ontology annotation, biological process: glycoside catabolic process; glycosylceramide catabolic process; oligosaccharide metabolic process.